AUGACUGGUGUAGAAUGUGAGAAUAAAUCUACAGUAACUGAAGAGAAGGUGGUUUCACGGGUUUUAGAGAAUAAUACUACAGAACAACCUAGUAAUAUUGGUGAAGGAAGUGGUGAUGAGAAAUAUUAUCCAGAGGAAGAGAUUACUGAGGGUAAUUGGAAUACUCCGCAGGUUGAAUUGAAGCAGGUUGAAGUGAUGACAGGAGAAGAAGAUGAGGAGGAAUUUUGGAAACAUCGAGCAAAACUAUAUCGCUUUGUUAAUGGAGAAUGGAAAGAGAGAGGAGUUGGUAAUGCAAAACUUUUGCAACAUAAGGAAACUAAGAAAAUUAGAUUUUUAUUAAGACAAGAGAAAACUUUUAAGAUUGUUGCAAAUCAUUAUGUUAUUCAGAAAGGUAGCUUUUGUAAAUUAACUCCUAACAGUGGAAGUAACAAAAUUUGGGUUUGGACUGUACAAGACUUUUCAGAAGAUCAGAAACUUGAACAAUUUGCCUUGAAAUUUGGUCAGGUCGAACAAGCAGAUAUUUUUAAGGAAAAAUUUGAAGAAGCUGCUAUUAUAAAUAUGAAACUUUUUGAUGAGUACACUAAAGAUGAUAAUGAGCAAGAGAUUGAUAAAUUAGGUAAAUUUAAGAUAGAUUCAUCUAAAAGUCAAGAGAAAUAA
This is a messenger RNA of Cryptosporidium muris RN66, 657 nucleotides long. Its product is annotated as Ran-binding protein, putative. Gene Ontology annotation, cellular component: cytoplasm; nuclear pore. The transcript has a single exon. The coding region runs from base 1 to 657 and encodes 218 amino acids. Gene Ontology annotation, biological process: nucleocytoplasmic transport. Gene Ontology annotation, molecular function: GTPase activator activity. The record is from RefSeq and is a predicted model, not a curated record. Lineage: Eukaryota; Apicomplexa; Conoidasida; Eucoccidiorida; Cryptosporidiidae.